Messenger RNA from Spirodela intermedia, 1818 nucleotides. The record is from the annotation of a GenBank genome assembly. Lineage: Eukaryota; Viridiplantae; Streptophyta; Magnoliopsida; Alismatales; Araceae.
AUGAACAGUUUCCGACCCUUUGGGUUUCCUGCCAACUUCGUGAAGACUCAGAGUGAAGCAGCUCAGUACACAGAGACCUUGUUUCAUCCUUGCAGCUCUGAUGGCUCCCUCUCGAAGGGGAUCAAGAGGAAAUGGGACGCCAUCAGUGGAAAAGAAGUAUCUGUGGAAGCAUUCCCGAUGCUCAUGCGGCGCUCACCCAGUUCCUCAGACAACAGUAAAAUGAGCUCUGCGACUGUUUGUACCAUCUCAUCUGCGAGAGAGACUGACGAGGAGUCUUCCAUGGACCUGGGCCUGAAUUUCCAUCUCCACCUUGGAAAUGACAGUUCACUCAGCCCCACGGGGCCCUCCGCGAUGAUGACCCCAGGAUCCCUGGAGGUGGGCCCUGUCUGCGAUCUUCAAUUGAGUUUAUCUACGGGCCCGUCUCAGUCUGUGAUCACUGCCAUGACUCCUUUCUCGGACCCAAGUGACAAGAUCCUGGAGGCCUCGGUAGAUUUUGGCUCAGCAUCAUGUCGUCCGCAGCCACAGCUCAGCUUCUCAGGUACUUCUGGCAGCGUUCUCAGUCACGCGACCGCCGGGGGCAAUGGAGGAUCCCGGCUCUUAUCAAGGGCCAAGGCACAGAUUUCAAAAGAACCAGCCUCCUGCUCUUCUGGGUUCACACAGCAGCGGCCAGCUAAUACGAAGGUCUGCCAGUUCCACGGCUGCGGCAAAGGGGCAAGAGGGGCGUCCGGCCUCUGCAUAGCUCACGGUGGGGGCAGGAGGUGCCAGAAGGAGGGCUGCCCCAAGGGGGCAGAGGGACGGACGGUCUACUGCAAGGCCCACGGCGGCGGGCGGCGGUGUCAGACCCUCGGUUGCAUGAAGAGCGCCGAAGGCCGCACAGACUACUGCAUUGCCCACGGCGGCGGACGGCGGUGCAGCCACGAGGGGUGCACGAGAGCUGCUCGAGGGAAGUCCGGCCUGUGCAUCAAGCACGGAGGCGGCAAGAGAUGCCAGAGGGAGAACUGCACCAAGAGCGCGGAGGGCUUCUCCGGCCUCUGCAUCGCGCACGGAGGAGGGCGGCGCUGCCAGUACCCAGACUGCACGAAGGGGGCCCAGGGGAGCACCAUGUUCUGCAAGGCGCACGGCGGCGGGAAGAGGUGCUCCGCCCCUGGGUGCACGAAGGGGGCCGAGGGGAGCACGCCGUUCUGCAAGGGCCACGGCGGAGGAAAGCGCUGCUCCUUCCAGGGCGGCGGCGUCUGCCCAAAGAGCGUCCACGGCGGGACCCUCUUCUGCGUCGCCCACGGCGGCGGCAAGCGCUGCGCCGCGGCGCAGUGCACCAGGAGCGCCCGUGGGCGGACGGACUUCUGCGUCCGCCACGGUGGGGGGAAGCGCUGCAAGUCCGACGGCUGCGGGAAGAGCGCGCAGGGCCGCACCGACUUCUGUAAGGCCCACGGCGGGGGGAAGCCCUGCGCGUGGGGGCAGCCGGGGUGCGACCUCGGCGCUGGCGGUUCACCGUGCGAACGGUUCGCCCGGGGGAAGACCGGCCUAUGCGCCGCGCACGCCGCCCAGGUGCCGGACCGCCGUGUCCACGGUGGCGGCGCUCUUGGGGCUCUCGUGCCGCUUCUCCGUCUGCAACAGGCCAACCCCGAGAAGAUGAACCCCCACGCUGCCGCCGCCGCCGCCGUCGAAGAAGACGAAGACGCCCCCACCUCGAGCUGGAACCCUCUCAGCCCGCCGCCGCUUCCUGAUUUCCUUUCCCACCCGGAGCGGAGGGUGCACGGGGGGAGUUUGAUGUCGCUGCUAGGGGACGAGCCUGGACCACCCCCUAGCAAAUGGGUGUAG